AGGACACACUGGAGAAAGCCUGAAUUCUUAAUCUUUGAAGAAAAAAUAUUAUAAGGAAAAUGAUAUUCAAGCUAUCACUCAUCAGCCUUUUCAUUCUAUUUGUUGAUAACACUUCGAGGACAAUGAUUGCCUCAAGUUCUACAACAGUUAAGAAUACCAUGAUGAUUCUGAAUUCUAAGACAACUUCAAAUUCCAAUACAAAUGUUCAAAUGACCUCAAAACCUCGGAGGAGCCCGAAUUCUGCGACAACUCCAAAUUCCAAUACAAAUGUUCAAAUGACCUCAAAACCUCGGAGGAGCCCGAAUUCUGCGACAACUCCAAAUUCCAAUACAAAUGUUCAAAUGACCUCAAAACCUCGGAGGAGCCCAAAUUCCGCGACAACUCCAAAUUCCAAUACAAAUGUUCAAAUGACCUCAAAACCUCAGAGGAGCCCGAAUUCUGUGACAACUCCAAAUUCCAAUACAAAUGUUCAAAUGACCUCAAAACCUCAGAGGAGCCCGAAUUCUGCGACAACUCCAAAUUCCAAUACAAAUGUUCAAAUGACCUCAAAACCUCGGAGGAGCCCAAAUUCCGCGACAACUCCAAAUUCCAAUACAAAUGUUCAAAUGACCUCAAAACCUCAGAGGAGCCCGAAUUCUGUGACAACUCCAAAUUCCAAUACAAAUGUUCAAAUGACCUCAAAACCUCAGAGGAGCCCGAAUUCUGCGACAACUCCAAAUUCCAAUACAAAUGUUCAAAUGACCUCAAAACCCAGAAGGAGUCCGACUUCUGAGACAACCCCAAAGACAACUACAAAUCUCCGAAAGAGUUCAAAUCCCAAGAUGAAGAAAAAUUCUAUAACAACCCUGAAUUCCAAGACAAGUCUGAAAAUAGCAAUGGUCUCAAAGAUAUCCACCACCAAGAAUACGACAACUAUGAAAAGUGGUGGCACCACAAUGAAUCCAAAGGACAGCAUUCACUUUCUUUUCUAUGUAAUCUUUUUGCUGUUUUGUGUGCAAUGAAGCUGAAGUGGACUUGAACUGUCUGCAUUCCUAUCUCAAUUCUUUAUCAUCUGCUGAAUGACAACAAGCAUACUAGGAAAAUCAAAUUUAUUUCAACUUGCUACUAGGAAAUUAUCAUUAUCCUAGCUUAAUUUGGUUUGCAAACUUUAAUUGUGUAAGCCUAAUUAUUACCUUAAUGUGGCUUCCUUCCUUGUAAAUGCUAAAAAAAACCAACAAAAAACCCCAAUGUUUACAAAAUUGAAUUGAAAAUCAGAUUUUUAUAUUAAAGGCGUAAGAGAAGAAAUUAAGUUGGUGUUUAACCAAAGUAUGCUUCUGUGUGUGUGAGAGAGGAAUAGGGGUGGGAGAUGAGGAGUGACGUGUGUUGUUCUUAUUUUAUUCUUUAUUAAAUACAAAAAAGUACUAGUGUAAUAAGUAGAAACUACAGUUCUUUAUGAAACAAUACACCUGUGUCACUAUAUUUCAUGAAUAUAUAACAGUAAUAUGUUGUUACAGUAAAAAAGAUGCCUAUUCGGCUAACCUUUGUAAUGCAUUAAUUCACCUGCUGCAAUUAAAAGAUUC
Molecule: messenger RNA, 1559 nt
Organism: Molossus molossus (Pallas's mastiff bat)
Lineage: Eukaryota; Metazoa; Chordata; Mammalia; Chiroptera; Molossidae
Product: circumsporozoite protein-like
Exons: 2
Coding region: 60-1001 (313 amino acids)
Source: RefSeq, a predicted model, not a curated record